UAUUUCCAAAAUCCCUAUCAGUCGGUUUUCAGAAUCAGAACCAUCCGUUUGUCGCGUUGAAGCAUGGUGAAACCGGUAGAGGUUGGGCUGUUUGAAGAUGAUAUCAGAGAAGUCGUUUCUCGUUACUAUCGGCUGCAAGGUGAUGUUCAUCAGGGAACAGUUUUGGACUACUGGAUAGAACACUUUGGAGGAAGUCCAAGCGGGUUUCUUGCAGAUCACUACGACUUGCGAAUCAAGGUCAACAACGAUGAAAACACAACCGACGAGCUUUCGUUUUUUCUCAAAGUUAUUCCCACGAAAAAUGACGUCCUCGCAAACUAUCUGAACGAAAUGGGAAGUUUCCGAAAGGAAGUUACGUUAUUUCAAAAUAUUCUCCCCAAAAUCUACGAACUUGUUCCAACCAAGCAAGUUAUGCCCAGAUGUUUACUCACAAAAGAUGAAAACCUACUUGUGAUGGAGAACGUUAAGCUCAAAGGGUUCGAUAUACUUAAGGACAAUCAUGGCUUUAUGGAUUAUGCAUUUUUGACGAAGGCCUUGGAAUCCCUGGCUCAUAUUCAUGCAGGUUCUAUAAUUUUGGAAGAACGAGACAAGGUCAGUUUAGUCGAAAAAUUCCCCAACGCUCUUCGAGAAAACGGUUGGACUGGAGUAGGAACCAGAAAGAGAGAUGUCGAAAAUGUGAUCGUGCUGUGGUGUGAAUUCAUGCGAAUAGUUGAAAGAGAUUCUUCAAAAUUGAAGAAAAUUUUAGCUGAAUUACCAGGUACCAUAAGAAGGAUGUACGAUUAUGUCAAACCUUCGCAAAAGUGGCGCAAUGUUCUUAACCAUGGAGAUCUUUGGAGUAACAACGUCAUGUUCAAAACAUCAGCGUCUGGUGAUCCACAGGAUUGUAUUUUGGUCGAUUUUCAAUUAUCACGAUACACUCCUGCGGCUUACGAUGUUAAUCUACUGCUUGCGUUGACUACAACUGGAGAAUUCAGAUCCCAACAUAUGGUAUCACUUCUGGACAACUAUUUUUCGACCUUUCAAUCAAUUUUAACGGAUAACAAAAUCGAUCCAAACGUGGUCUACACCAAAGAUGAAUUUUUAGAAAGCUGUGAGUACUACCGAUUGGCGGGACAAAUCCACGGAUGCGUCAUUGCCCCCGAGGUUUUGCUACCCCAAUGCUACCUGGAUCAGGUAUUCGAUUCCGGGGCCGAGUGUGCAGGAUUCAUGCCGCAGUCCAAGGUUCAGAUUUGUCUGCAGGCCUUCCGAAAUGAUCACUUCUAUCGGGACCGGGUAAUGGAGAUGAUUCAGGAAUUAAUCACUCAAUAAAGUAAAUUUUAAGUAUCAGUCCAAAUAUUUAUAAAUCUUCACUUGUUUCAAGAAUAAACCAGAAAAAAAUGUAG
Molecule: messenger RNA, 1382 nt
Organism: Uranotaenia lowii
Lineage: Eukaryota; Metazoa; Arthropoda; Insecta; Diptera; Culicidae
Exons: 1
Coding region: 64-1308 (414 amino acids)
Source: RefSeq, a predicted model, not a curated record